Hibiscus syriacus is the source of this 1027-nucleotide messenger RNA. Its product is annotated as rRNA-processing protein UTP23 homolog. The record is from RefSeq and is a predicted model, not a curated record. The transcript has 4 exons. Gene Ontology annotation, molecular function: small ribosomal subunit rRNA binding. Gene Ontology annotation, cellular component: nucleolus; small-subunit processome. Lineage: Eukaryota; Viridiplantae; Streptophyta; Magnoliopsida; Malvales; Malvaceae. Bases 131 to 898 code for a protein of 255 amino acids.
AAACCCUUGCAGAACCCUCGCGGCUUUCACCUGAAAUCUGGACUAACCGGAAACUAUUGGCGUUGGGUUUCGGCUGAUCGUUGUGGGUUAUCAAAUUCUGAAAUUUACUUAGCACGAGAGAAGUGGAAAUAUGAGAUUCAAGAAGCAAAAGCGUCACAGGAAGACGGUGAGAUUCUUCAGCGUGUGCUUCGGUUUCAGGCAGCCAUUCAAGGUUCUCUGCGAUGGAACUUUCGUACACCACCUUCUUCACAAUGACUUAACACCCGCAGACAAAGCUCUCUCCAAUUGUCUUUCUGCCCCCGUCAAGCUUUUCACCACCAGCUGUGUUCUGGCCGAGCUGAUAAAACUCGGUGCUGCACAGUCUGGAUCAUGCCAAGCUGCUCGUAAACUCGCAGUUGCAAGAUGUGAUCAUGAGAAGAAGGUCAGUGCUGAUGCUUGCAUUGAGGAGGUUAUUGGAGAAAAUAAUCUUGAACAUUUUUUUGUUGCUACUCAGGAUGCUGAUCUCCGGAAGAAACUUCAGAAGGUGCCUAAUGUUCCUCUAAUAUUUGGUCUACGAAAUGCCCUUUUCCUUGAGCAACCAUCAAAAUUUCAGCGUGAUUUUGUCAAAUCUUCUGAAGAAAAACGCCUACAUUUGACUGAGAAGGAAUUUAAGGCACUAGAGAAGAGGACUACUAGCAUUUCAGCAAAUGCAGAUGAAGAAGAUUCGGUUGAUGAAGAUGGUUUGGGUCGUCACAAUCCAGGGUUGCAGCCACACAAUACCAGGAAUUAUUCAGGAAAGGAAAAAGAUGUGAAGGACAGAGUUCGAUUUAAAAGAAAGAGAGCCAAGGUACUUUUCCUUAUCCAUCCUCAGACUUGUACCAGUUUGGUCAGAAUUGUACUUUGCACGUCUAUAGCCUAAUCGUUGCAGAAGAUUAUAUGGUUUGUUAAUUUUCUAUCUGAGAGUGCAAGUUUCCUAAAUUGCAUUUGGAAAUGUUACCAAGGAUUCAUGACCAGAAUAUGUUAGUCGGAAACACAAAAAUGUAAACAA